AUGCUUCUGCUCCUUCUGCUGCAGCUUGGUGCGUUCUUCAGUGCGCUGCAUGGGGCAGAUGUCGUCUCCACGGUGCGCAUUCGCCUCACCAAUCAAGCACUGCAGUUUUUCAACAAAAUUGGACAUCACAUCGUUGAUUACGAAAUUUGGAAAAUAACAUUUCCCGCAAUAACACUCCCAAUUGAGGGUGGACCAGGUACCGGUGAGGUGAAUGUAACCGAGCUCAACAUACGAGCUUUCGAAUCACCCAAAUUUUCAUUCAAAUUUGCACCACCAAACGGAAUUGCAUGGAAUUCAAGCGGCGGUUCUGCAAAAAUUCUUGGGGACUGGCAUGCUGUUUACAACAUUUACCUAUCAGGUUACGUGAAAGCGAAGGCGAAUGACAUCCGCGUGUAUAUGCAAACCAAUGUGCUAGUUCGUGAUGAGCGACCUCAGAUCGAAGUCACUGACUGCGUGAUGGAUGUGGAUCAUCUUGAUGUGAGUAUCGGCGGCGGAGUCAUACCCUGGAUUGUUAAUUUGUUCCGGGCACAGCUAGCUGUU
Molecule: messenger RNA, 540 nt
Organism: Gongylonema pulchrum
Lineage: Eukaryota; Metazoa; Nematoda; Chromadorea; Rhabditida; Gongylonematidae
Source: the annotation of a GenBank genome assembly